AAAGAAAACACAAAACCAAAGCAGUAUCCUAUUAGAUUUAGAGCUGGUGUCUGUGCUGGACAGUUCCAGCUCGUGGAAAAAACACGCUGGAUGUGCGCAGAGGCUCUCCAACACUUCCAACCAAGGAAAUGACUUGGCAACAGGGGCUGAUCUGAAGGAGGUGCGACCUGAAAUGACUAUAUGAUCGUCCCUCUGCCUCGCCUUCACCAUUGAAUCCUGGGUAGAUCUCACUGAAGGAGCGGAUGAACCGACGCUUCGGGGUUUUUGUCGGUGCGCGGAUGAGGGGAUAAAGCCACCUCAGAUGUCCGUGAAGUAAACUCAUCCAGAAGGAAAGAAGGAGUCCGGUCCGGUUCAUCAGGAUUCCGACUGCCUUACGUAACUGAGCUUUUGUGCAAGGGGACUGGCAUUGGAACUGCAACUGCCGCCGAGGAAACGCAGGUGCAGAGAGAGGAGGAGGGGCUGAGUCCCAGUCCAAAGCCCAAGUUUGUUCAGACAUCCUCCAUCCAGACGGCAUGAACGGCGAGGACGCUGUCUCCCCUCACUAGGCAGCACGUCAAGAUGAGUGAGGGCCGCAGACAAGGAGGAGGGGCCAUCACGGUGGAGGCUGAUGUCAUUCUCCACGCCGUGAACCCUGACCUCGUCACGCCUGCUGAUGGGAAUGAUGGAAAGCUCUGUCCAGGUUACGUCCAGAAUUUUCUGCAGGAUGACCAGGAUAUCAGUCCCCCCGCAGUGUUUGAAAAGGAAUACUUACUGGAUGGGAGGCUGUUGGAGAAUCACCAUAUUGAUCAUCAGAAGGAUAACGGCUCGUAUAUCUCCAGAUCUGAUCACCUCCCAAAUGAAAAGGAUGCCCCAGGUCUCACCUCUCAUACUGACUCCACUGUGUCCAAUCAUAUUGCUAGCACGCCACAAAAUUUUGCAAGUGGUGAAAUUCACAACGGCGCCAGAGCUAAAGUGUCUUACAGUGCAGAUUCCUCAGUGUGUUUCUCCAGCCAAGCCAAACAGGAAACUGAUUGCUCAGUCCUAAAAUCGAACCUUGAACGAAGGGACAAUGGCCAGGACACAGAAAAUACCCGGCCGAAAGAUGAGCCUGAUUUAGUCAUCGAAGUUGGCGGGAAGACCAUCAGCGCUCACAAGUCUGUCCUGGCAGAGAAGAGUGACUACUUCAAGGCACGGCUGUCUCGAAAUAUCCUCAAAGUGAAAGGCGUUAGCUACAAGACUUUAUCUACAUUAAUAGACUAUGUUUACACAGCUCAGAUGAAUGUUAGCAAGGAUAAUGUUGUAGAUGUCAUCACAGGGGCCAAGAUCCUCCAGAUCCCCUGUGCUGUCCAGGCAGCUAUGGACUCCAUGUCUGAACAAAUCACUGCAGGGAACUGCUACGAGAUACUGACCAUCGCCAAAAAGCAGCGACUCAGUGAGCUGAAGGAGACCGCAUACGGUUUCAUGAGCGACAACUUCCUCCAGAUUCUAAAGGACCCGUCUGUAUACGGGCGCCUGACUGGAUCAGAGCGGGAUCUGAUCUUGAAAAAGAGACUGGAGGGCAGGAAGACUCUGAUGGUCGCAGAAGUAAAUGAUGUUUUCGAUCGUGUUGGAAGCCGGCCACCGAGCCGCUGUGGCAGCCGACCACAGAGCCCUUUAUCGGUGGGGUCUUUGGAGGAGAACCACAUGAUUUAUUUCUUCAAUGAAACAGCAAAUGACUGGCGACCUUUGACCGCAAUGCCUGAGGACAUAAACACUAAAGGUUGUGGGAUCUGUACCAUGUAUAACUACCUGUUUGUGGCAGGUGGAAUUAAGGGCUACGGGGAAAAGGGCAAGGUUUCAGAUAAAGUCUUCUGUUUCAACCCCAUAACCAACCGCUGGGCCGAGAUCCGACCUCUGAACCAGGCUCGUGCCCAGUUAAAGCUUGUGUCUAUGGAUGGCUACCUGUAUGCCAUCGGAGGGGAAUGUUUGUUUACUGUAGAAAAGUACGACCCUCGAAUGGACCGCUGGACCUCAGUGGCCCCUUUGCCUAAGGGAGCGUUCGCGGUGGCCCAUGAAGCUACGACCUGCAGCGGAGAACUGUACGUUUCAGGGGGUUCUCUGUUCUAUCGUCUCCUUAAGUACGACACAAAGAGGGACGAGUGGCAGGAGUGUCCCUAUAACAACAGCAGGAAGAAGUCUACCGACAUGGUGGCUUUGAAAAGCUUCAUCUACCGCUUCGACGUCAACCGCGAGCAAGGGAUCAACGUCUUCAAGUACAACACCAUAGUGAAAAUGUGGCACGACUGCGCAUCCCAGAGGCUUGGAAGUCCUUUACCCUUCAGAUGUGCCGUUAUUGGUAACUGCAUCUACUGUGUGAACAAAACCCAGACUCUUCAGUUUAUCGUGGAGGAGGAGAACGCUUACUUUGUAGAGGAGACGCUGAGGGCGCCUCUGGAGGCAAAGGGUGUUCUUUUUCCAUUCGUCCUCACAUUGCCUGAAAAGUCUGAAAAAGUUACAUAGUGCUCUCAUCCUCAAUAACAGUAUCUGCUAUGUGUCAUCGCCAAGCUGGAAGAAGCAGAAGACCUUAUAUACACUCUUAAAUGUCAGCUCUUUAUCUCAGUGUCUCAUUGGCUGCUUGCAGUGGAAUGUGAAUAUUUGCAUGGGAACUGAAUGCGUCUACAGGGUUAAGCCUUAAAAGGAACUUUUUUUUUUUUCCAGUGUUGAAUGAAUGCAACAUUAUUUGUAUCAACUGUAGAUAAUGACAUGAUGAAAGUGACAAUAGAUGAUUUUGUGUAUUUCCUGUAUUCAGUUUAGUUUGGUGCACUUUUGUAGUUCCGAUAGAUAUAAUUUAAAACACAUUAACUAUUUGAUUAGUGACUUUGUUGAAAACUGUUUAAAACAAAAGGAUGGAAGCAGUUUAAGUGCGCUCUAUGAACGGCACAACACAGGUUCUAUGCAAAAGAUACAGGUAAAUGGCCUAUUUUGAAAGAACAGUUUGCCAGUUUAGAAGUAUGAUAACUUAUGUACAAGCCAGUUGGUUUAGUUUAUAUAAAGUAUAAGGUGAACGGCUGGUCUGGCUCUGUCCAAAGUUAACAAGAUCCCCCAUAAUUACUACUUUAUAUUUAGUUUGUUUAAUCCCAACAUACACUGAGGUGUAAAAAUAGUCAUGGGGACGACAUUUCAGGAAGUUACUCUGCCUGUUAAGCACUUGUUUUUUGUGGUCUCAUUUUACUAUAAGGGCAUGGAAGUGAUUUUUUUUUUUAAUUGACAUUAUGUCUACGAAAGAUUAUUAUAGAUAGUAUAGUAUAGAUCCCGGAAUAAUUAGCUACUCUUUAAAAUGUGACUUUCAAAGCAUGAUCCUUGCAAAAUAAAGCAACAUUAUGAUCUGUAAAAGAAAAGACAAAGCUGCUGUACCAAUUUGUUAAUUAAAUAUUGUAAAAAUUGGCCCUUUAAACCGUUACAAGUUAGAGUCAAUUCAAAAAAUCUGACAACCUGAAAAUUAAAGAUCAGUGAGAAAUUGAACUAAAAUAUAAUUUAAAGCACAUAAAUACAGCAACUGAAUUUAUUUUUAGACCAGAAUGUUAUUUUGUUUAUUUUGCUCAGAGUAUAUAUAUUCACAACAUUUGCCAAAGAUAAAUAACAACUUUGUCAGGCUGCAAAUCUAUUAAAAUGGAAAUAUUAUUUCUGAAGCUAAAGACAUUAAAGCAAUAUGUUUUAUUUGUAAGGACAGACCUCAUAUGUGCUGCUCGCAUUUCUGAUAAAUCUCACAGGAUUACGUGAAGGGGUCAUUGAGGAUGCUCAUAAACACUUUUUUUUUAUUUUUAUUUUUAAAAUCUUUAUUCAUUUUAUAUUUUAAGGAAAAAGCCACAGAUCCCUGUUGACCAGCCACAAGGUCACUUCAGCAGUUUGCACCCUUCACCUUCAGGUCAAAGGUCAUAUAAUACCAGUCUACCCUGGUUCAAUAGAUGUCCUUUACACUUCUACAAGUCACUUUCCUAGGUUUAAUGACACUAAUAAAUGUCUUGCAUUGGUGUACUCGAUGCCACUUUUGCUCUAAAUGCUCUUGUUUUAGACAUUUUACAGUAUGUUUUUUGCUGCAAUAACACGUUGGGAGUUUUGUAUGGAAGGUGAUGCUAAUAUAUUCUCAGAGCAACUUGCUUUUGAUAAAGUUUGUACAAGCGGUCAUGUGACUCAGACAAUAUGGAUGUGGUUUAACAUUUUGAUAUUUUUGCUGGCUGGCAUCUGUAUUUUUGUGAGGUUUUGUAUGGAUUGAUAGUUCUGGAUAUGCUGCUGUGAUGGACAGUAAAGUAAUGCAACGCUAGACAAAGGCUUCCUGUUCAUGGCAUCUGGAGUGGGCUAACAAAUUAGCUGUUGGAUCAUGUCAAAACUAAGUGCUUCGAAUAAAAUAUUUUGUGUCUGAAAAUA
Messenger RNA from Sphaeramia orbicularis (orbiculate cardinalfish), 4383 nucleotides. RefSeq names its product kelch repeat and BTB (POZ) domain containing 11 (gene kbtbd11). The record is from RefSeq and is a predicted model, not a curated record. The transcript has 2 exons. Lineage: Eukaryota; Metazoa; Chordata; Actinopteri; Kurtiformes; Apogonidae. Bases 559 to 2478 code for a protein of 639 amino acids. Gene Ontology annotation, molecular function: protein binding.